GAUUCUUCUCCCGUCUUUUAUCCGUCUCAACCUCUCGCGCCUCUCUCUCGCUCUCUCUCUCAUCGCUGUAGGAGGAAGAGCAGCAGCCAUGGAAGGGAGACAGAGCGUUGUGGAUAUAUCGAAGAGCAUGCCUCCUCCAAAUCUAAUAGUCCAGCUUCAGACCCGGUUCAAGGAGCUGGAAACCGGCUUUCGAUGUUGGCUCGCCAAGCAGUCGUUGCCAGUCGAGGCCGCUGUCGUCACAGGCACCAGCGCUGCUCAGGGUGCUGCCAUCGGGGCCUUCAUGGGCACCCUCACCUCCGACAUCUCGUCAUCUUUCCCGACACCUCCGCCUCAGGCCGGCCUCAACCCUCAGGCCAUGGCUUCCUUCAAACAAGCCCAGGCUCUUACUGGUGGCCCUUUGGUGCAAGCCCGCAACUUUGCAGUUAUGACCGGCGUGAAUGCAGGCAUAUCUUGUGUCAUGAAAAGAAUAAAAGGAGUGGAGGAUGUCCAAACGAGUAUGGUGGCAGCUUUUGGGUCUGGAGCCAUGUUUUCGUUGGUUAGUGGCAUGGGGGGCCCAAACCUGGCAGCCAAUGCAGUCACUUCAGGACUGUUCUUUGCACUUGUUCAAGGUGGCCUUUUUACGCUUGGUCAAAAAUUCUCUCAGCCACCAGCAGAAGACAUGUUUUAUGCCAGAACCAGAUGCAUGUUGACAAACCUUGGCCUUCAAAAGUAUGAGAAGAACUUCAAGAAAGGGCUCCUUACGGACAGCACUUUACCUCUGCUCACUGAUAGUGCUCUCAAGGAUGCGAGAAUCCCACCUGGACCACGGCUUCUCAUUCUCGAUCACAUCCAAAGGGAUUCUGAGCUCGCAAAAGAGAGGCGGUGAAAAGCUUUUGAUUCUGCUUCUGGAUUAGCUCAUUCAGAUCUUGCAGAACUAUCAUAAGGGUUUGUCGUCGUUGUCAGGUACUGGUUCAUGUAGAAUAGUUAUUAGAUUGUUGCAAAAGAGAGGCGGUGACAAGCUUUUGAUUCUGCUUCUGGAUUAGCUCAUUCAAAUCUUGCAAAACUAUCAUAAGGGUUUGUCGUCGUUGUCAGGUACUGGUUCAUGUAGAAUAGUUAUUAGAGUUUGAUAUUUUCAGCGAUGAAAAGGCCACCAUGAAACAUUUCAAAUCUUUCUGCUUUAGCUUAAAACAUUUUGAUGUAA
Molecule: messenger RNA, 1180 nt
Organism: Magnolia sinica
Lineage: Eukaryota; Viridiplantae; Streptophyta; Magnoliopsida; Magnoliales; Magnoliaceae
Product: chloroplastic import inner membrane translocase subunit HP30-2-like
Exons: 6
Coding region: 89-865 (258 amino acids)
Biological process (GO): protein insertion into mitochondrial inner membrane; protein targeting to chloroplast
Cellular component (GO): chloroplast inner membrane; TIM22 mitochondrial import inner membrane insertion complex
Molecular function (GO): protein binding; transmembrane protein transporter activity
Source: RefSeq, a predicted model, not a curated record